UCUUGCUCCCCCCCCAACACACAUACACACGCACUGAGAUUCUACAUAAAUAUAUCGUUGAACCGUUUUAAUAUUCCCGAUUCCAGCUGGUAUGAAAUUUUAGCAACAAUCACAGAGAAGCCCUCGGAACUAUCGCAAUCAUGUCCCGGUAUCAGGGACCUAAACGUCAAUACAAACCGUUCGACCUCUCCAGAUUCGGUGAUCCCGGUCCCAUUGUCCACGCGCUCCCGCCCAGCGAUGAAGGGCAAACCACACGUGAACCCGAUGUGGGUAUCUCCCAAUACGCCCAAGCCGACUUGCCCGGAUUCUCCGCCAUCAUCAAGCACCGAUAUUCGGACUUUAACGUCUUCGAAAUCGACCCUCAGGGUCAGGUUGUGCGACUCCAAUCGUUGACCCCGCCCGAUUUGGACGCCAAGCCCAAUAUCGAUUUUCAGGAGAUGAAGCACUUGGAUGUGCCCGAGGAUGAGCGGAAGUUCUUCACUAGUUUGACGUGGUUGCGAUUGGUUCAAUUGGCCAAGAAGGCCUUGCUCAAGGAGGAUACCAUGCCUUCGGAGACGGUGUCGGUGGAUGUGACCACGAGGACCAAAGAGGAACGCAAGCAAGUGCAUCAGAUUGUGCGGAAAUACUUUCCGCAUUUGCAGACCUUCACCGAAGACAAGACCAUUGGCGAUGAGUUGAAAAAGGUCAUUUCCGUGUUGUUCAAGACCACCGGCGAUCAGAAGAAGGCCGAUGACCGAGAGUGGCCGCGAGAAAGACCCAAAUUCCUACACUUUACCCUCUACAAAGAGGACUUGGACAGUAUGCAAGCCUUCAAUGCGUUGAGCAAAUGUUUGGGCAAGAAGUACAAGUUCACGUUUGCGGGGACGAAAGACAAACGAUCGAGGAGCACCCAACGGUGCGCCAUCUCAUUUGUCACGCCCAAACAGUUGAUCUCGGCCGCCAAAAGGACAUAUUUCAAUCAAGACCGGACAGCCUUGGCCGUGGGUGACUUCUCGUUUGAACGAAAAGCCAUUCGAUUGGGCGACCAUCAAGGCAACCAUUUCGCUUUGGUGCUCCGUCAUGUGGACUCGCGUGAGAAUGCCGAGAAAGGCCUCGAAGGCUUAAAGACCCACGGCUUCAUCAACUAUUUUGGACUUCAACGCUUUGGCAACUCCUGUGUCAAGACCUCGGAUGUGGGCUUGGCCAUAAUUCGCGGCCAGUGGCAGGAAGCCAUUGAGUUGAUCUUGAAACCCCGGUCCAACGAUCGCUUUCUGAUGAAGCAGGCCAGGGAGUUCUGGUGGCAAUACCGGAAGAGUGACAUUGCCCUUCGAAUUUUGGGGCAUCACUCGCAAUCCAUCGAAGGUAGUGUCUUCAAAGGACUCAAGCUGAGCAAUGAAAAGUUCGGUAGUGGGGCCAUGAACUACGUCAACAAGAACUCCAGACUCAUGUACGUUCAUGCCUACCAAUCUUUGGUGUGGAACAAGGCUGUUUCCAGACGAGUGAGCAAGCAUGGUCUGAAAGUGGUCUUGGGUGAUUUGUACCUGAAAGAAGAAGUGCCUGAAGUAACCAAUGAGGAACCCAUGGAAGAUCAAGAAGUGUCAGCCCAAACAGAAAAUGAGGAUAAAGUCCCGUUGGUUGAAGCCAAGGAUGAAAAUGGAGUCAAGGACGGAAAUGAAGCCAAGGAUGAAAAUGAAGCCAAGUUUGGUCGGAACAAGGUCAAUGUGAGCAUUGUGAGCCCAGAAAACAUCAACGACGUGUCCAUCCAUGACGUAGUGAUGCCCCUCCCGGGCAAAGAUAUCCAAUACCCCGACAACGACAUUAAAGACAUGUACGAGGCCAUUCUCAAGGAAGACGGACUGGAUUUUGAGAGCUUUGAGAACUCUUCACGGGAAUAUUCAUUGGGCGGAGACUACCGCAAGAUAGUCGCACAGGCUGGCAAUCUCCAAUGGCGAUUCAUUCGUUACACGGAUCCCAAUAAAACGUUGGUUAUAUCGGAUUAUAACCGUGUCAUGGGCUUGCCGGAGAUCGCCGAUGAAGAAGAAGGCCCCUAUUUGGGCUUGAUCCUCGAAUUUUCACUCAAGACGUCCAACUACGCCACAAUGGCCAUCCGAGAGAUUUCCCGGAUCGAUACGGGAAAAGAACAACAAGGCCAAUUGACCGAACAGCACCAAACCCAGGAUGAAGAGCGAAAACGGAAAGCGGAUGAGCAAAAAGAAAAUGGAGCAGGCCCGGUCAAAAAGAUCAAAACGGAUGACACGAAAGAUGCGGAAUCCACUCAUUAGGUUCGUUUAUUGUGUUCCAAAAAAAUAUGAUUUAUUUAACCAUCGUA
This is a messenger RNA of Tigriopus californicus, 2308 nucleotides long. It is a transcript of the gene Pus7, whose product is annotated as pseudouridylate synthase 7 homolog. Bases 141 to 2261 code for a protein of 706 amino acids. Gene Ontology annotation, molecular function: pseudouridine synthase activity; RNA binding. The transcript has a single exon. The record is from RefSeq and is a predicted model, not a curated record. Lineage: Eukaryota; Metazoa; Arthropoda; Copepoda; Harpacticoida; Harpacticidae. Gene Ontology annotation, cellular component: nucleus. Gene Ontology annotation, biological process: pseudouridine synthesis.